Molecule: messenger RNA, 7991 nt
Organism: Podarcis muralis (Common wall lizard)
Lineage: Eukaryota; Metazoa; Chordata; Lepidosauria; Squamata; Lacertidae
Source: RefSeq, a predicted model, not a curated record
AACAGAGGCGGGACAGGCUUCUGCUGGGUGAAGGAAGAAAGUCAGUUAAUUGAGUACCCCUUGGUUAAUUUGCACACACACAUUGGAGGGGGGAGGGCAGAACCUCAGUUGAUUGAGAACCUCAGUUAAUUGAAUAGCCCUUGGCCACGGCCCAUGGUUAAUUUGCUUAUUGGCCGCAGUACACACACACACAGAAGACGGCAAAGCGAGAGCGGCGAGGAAAGAUGCUGGCCGGUUUGGCGGCUCUACCGACUACUUAGGGCAGCUAAGGCGCCCCCCCCCCCCCGCCGACGCCCCAAGGACAGGUGAGUUCGGCUCCCUGGUCCCGUCACCAAAGGCGCAGUGAGGAGGAGGACGUGAUUGGCACUACGUUGGGGACUGAAAUGCCAACCAGGAGACGGCAAGGCGAUGAUGAGCUGAAGUGUGGCUGAGGGCCAGUGGGAACACCGUGGCUGCGCUGCUUCCUUCCUGGGGUCUUUUAACGGCCUCCUGCUGACUCCUGUUCUUGCUUGUCUUAAGACUUUCACAUCCACGGGUACGGCUUGUGCCAGACGUCACAUAGGGUCAGGAUUCCGAUGUCUUGACUUCGGGAUCCCAGAAGAGCUGAGACACAGGGAUCCUGCACGUUUCUCUCCCUAGCAGUCUCCACAGUGCAGGAAAGGGGUCGACAGUUGUGGCACUCAGACACAGAUGCAUUGUGCACUCUAGGAAGAAAAACUAAGGCUACACAUAAAAAAUGUCUCUGGAUCCUCCGAGACAAAUAGGAGUGUGGCGACAGACCAGAGCUCUUUUAUACAAGAACUGUCUAGUUAAAUGGAGGACUAAAAAGGCUAGUGUUCAGGAAGUCCUGAUUCCACUUACCUUUUUAGGUUUGCUAAUAAUAAUAAGCAUGAUUCAGCCUAACAAAAGACAUGAUGAAGUUCCAGAUUGUAAUCUUGAUUCUACGAGUUGCUCCAGCAUCUCUGAGUUUAUUAUUGGCUACACACCAGUGACUAAUAUGACAAGAACAAUCAUGCAUAAAGUGACUUCAGAAUACUGCCCAGAAGCAGAAGAUGCAAAAGAAUUUCUGAGUGAGGCAGAAAUGGAAGAGGCCAGUCUUCAGGACCCUGAAAACUUUGUUGGUGUCAUUUUCAGUGAUUCCAUAUCCUAUCACCUCAGAUUUCCUACUGUAGGGGCUCCAAGAUCUUUAAUCCUCCCGACAUCAAUAGCCAGUUGUUCAACCCCUUCCAAAAUGUGUGAAGCUGAAACAUACUGGCAUUAUGGAUUUGCAGGCAUACAGAUCUACAUUGAUGCAGCAAUUAUAGAGUUGAAGACUAAUAAAUCAGUUUUGGAAGAACUGGAAUCAGCAAAAGCUGUCAAGAUGGGAAAGUCUGCUGUUGUGGAAAUAGAUAAUUUCUUUCGUGCAGUAAUCUUAAUUUACUUAGUUAUUGCCUUUUCACCUUUUGGCUAUUUUUUGACUAUUCAUAUUAUGACAGAAAAAGAGAAGAAACUGAAGGAAUUUUUAAUGGUAAUGGGACUUCAAGACACAGCUUUUUGGCUUUCUUGGGUCUUGCUCUACACCAGUCUGAUUCUUGUCAUGUCCCUUCUCAUGUCGGUUAUUGCAACAUUUUCUUCGCUCUUUCCCCAAAGUAGCAGCUUUGUGAUAUUUCUUCUUUUUUUCCUAUAUGGAUUAUCCUCCAUUUCCUUUGCAUUUUUGCUAACCUCUCUUUUCAAAAAAGUGAACUAUGCUGGUUCAGCUCAGUUUUUCACAACUGUGGCUUUUGGUGCUGUGGGCCUGAGCAUUGCCCUGUUGGAAGAUUUUCCAAAGUCUUUUGUGUGGUCACUAAGCCCACUGUGUGAAUGCCCCUUUUUAAUUGGUGUUGUACAGGUGAUGCAUCUGGAAGAUUAUGAAGAAGGAGCUAUUUUCUCACAUAUAACUCAUGGCCCUUAUCCACUAAUUAUUGCUUAUACGCUAUUGACCCUUGAUAGUAUGCUUUACCUGCUCCUAGGGAUUUAUUUCGAUCAAGUGAUUCCAGGGGAAUAUGGAUUGCGGCGAAGCUUUUUCUUCUUCCUAAAGCCCUCAUUUUGGGUAAAGCGAACAAGAAAUUAUAAGGAAUUGUAUGAAAGCAGCAUUAAUGGAAGCUUAGAAUUCAAUGAGAUUGUUGAGCCUAUAUCUUCCGAAUUCCAGGGAAGAGAAGCUAUUAGAAUCAACAAUGUUCAGAAAUCAUAUAUUAAAAAGGGUGAAACUGUGGAGGCUUUGAAAAGUUUAUCCUUUGACAUUUAUGAGGGUCAGAUCACAGCAUUACUUGGACAUAGUGGAACAGGAAAAACAACAUUAAUGAACAUUCUUUGUGGAUUGUCCCCACCUUCUGAUGGAUUUGCAUCGAUCUAUGGCUGUAGAGUUUCGGAAAUAGAUGAAAUGCUAGAUAUAAGAAAGGUAAUUGGAGUCUGCCAGCAGUCAGAUAUAUAUUUUGACGUAUUAACCGUGGAAGAGAAUUUAUCAAUAAUAGCUUCGGUUAAAGGAAUACCUCCCAAUGAUAUGAUACAAGAGGUCCAGAAAGUUUUACUCGAUUUGGAUAUGCACCCCAUUAAAGAUAACCAAGCUAAAAAACUAAGUGGAGGACAGAAAAGAAAACUGUCAGUUGGGUUUGCAGUUCUUGGAGAUCCAAAGGUAUUACUCUUAGAUGAACCAACUGCUGGCAUGGAUCCAUGUUCACGGCAAACAGUUUGGAACCUCCUGAAAAAUGGAAAAGCCACUCGAGUGACUGUGUUCAGUACCCAUUUCAUGGAAGAAGCAGACAUUGUUGCUGAUCGGAAAGCUGUGAUUUCUCAAGGAAUGCUGAAAUGCCUUGGCUCCUCUCUGUUCCUUAAAACAAAAUGGGGAAUUGGCUACCGCUUGAGUAUGCAAAUAGACAGAUACUGUAACACAGAAGGCACAGCAUUUUUGAUCAAGCAGCAUAUCCCUGGAGCCAGUUUGUUAAAGCAGACUGAAGAGCAGCUUGUGUAUGCCUUACCUUUUAACGACAUGGACAAAUUUUCAGCACUGUUUGCUGAUCUAGACAUGCAUUCCCAUUUGGGUGUUAUUUCUUAUGGUGUUUCCAUGACUACCUUGGAGGAUGUGUUCCUCAAGCUGGAAGUUGAAGCUGAAAUUAACCACACAGAUUUCAGUGCAUUUAACUCGGAGCAAGCUGAAGAUGAAAUGGAUGCAAAAUCUAUGGAUGAGUUAGAGCAAAGCCUGCUAAUGCUAUCUGAGACAAAAUCGUGUGUACUAAGCAAUAAGUCUCUUUGGAAAAAACAGGUCUCUACUCUGGCAAAAGUUCAUUUUCUUAAUUUCAAACGUGACAUCAAAUCACUCACGGAAGUGUUUUUGCUAUUAACAGUGUUCCUUGGUGUUGAGAUUUAUAUGUUCAAUAUGUAUCGGCAAUACUUCAAAAAUGCAGUGGUUCCUAUUACGUUUUCUCCAGACUUAUACUUUCUUAAACCAAAUGAAACUCAUCAUAAAUAUAAAAGCAGUCUCCUUGUUCAGAACUUCACUGGAUCAGACAUUGAUGACAUCAUCAGCUCUCUUAUACGCCAGAAUGUACACACAGAAAUAUUCAAUGGCAGUGAUUAUGUAUCAGUUGCUCCCCACAAUGGAGCAUUAAAUGUAUCUCAUGCAGGCAAGAGCUACAUCUUUACAGCUGCUUUUAACUGCACCAUGAAACAUUCUUUACCAGUUAUGAUGAAUAUCAUUAGCAAUCUGUAUCUGCACAAUUUAAAUGUCACAGAAAACAUCCAUGUCUGGAGUAGUUCGUUCUUCCAAAAAAUCACUGACAGAGGUUUCAUAAUGGUGCUGGUUGUUCAAGCUUUGACAGUAGGAGUCACAAUAACUGGAUUGCCAUCAUAUUUUUCCAUGGACAAUGCAGAAAACCACAGGAUCAAAGCCUAUACUCAACUGAAGUUAUCAGGUCUUUAUCCAUCUGCUUACUGGUGUGGGCAAGCACUAGUUGACAUUCUUUUAUAUUACAUAAUUCUCCUCCUGAUGGUUGGAAUCUUGUUCAUAGUUCACCAUGGGAUUAUUUUUUCCCCUGAGGAGGCUCUUGCUGUGGUUUUGUGCCUUAUUGGCUACGUACCAUCGGUAAUUCUUUUCCAUUAUGUUGUCUCUUUCACCUUCAAAACAAUACAAAACACCAAAGAAUUUUGGUCAUUAAUUUUUUCAACAGUAGCCUUGAUUUGUGUUAUUGUUAUUGAUGUAGCUUUUAUUCAGUCGUACGCAAUAGCAAUUAUAAUUCACACGUGCUUUUCUAUCUUCAUCCCAAUAUAUCCUCUUAUUGGGUGUCUCAUUUCUCUAACAGAGGUAGCAGAGAAGCUUGGUCGAAAUAUGGAAAGAAAUACAGAAAGGCUAUUGGUUUCAACAAUAGCGGUAGGCACCAUAUUUUCCCUUAAGAAUUCAAGAGAUGGAUUGUCUGGAUACACUUUUACACAUAAUGACAAGCCCUACUUGCAAUGUGUCAUUUGGCUCUUCCUUCUACGCUAUCUUGAGGUGAAAUGUGGAGGCAAAUCAAUGAGAAAUGACCCAUUUUUCAGAACUUCUGCAAAGCUGAAGGCCAGGAAAUCGCCAGAUGUGCCGUUUGACGAGGAUGAGGAUGAAGAUGUUGUGGCUGAGAGGUUGAGGGUUAAGGAGAUGACAACGAGCCAGAGCUGUGAGGAGAAACCUGCCAUUUUGGUCAGCAAUUUACAUAAAGAUUAUGAUGAAAGGACAGAUUUUCUUCUUGGAAGAAAAAUCAAGAAGGUGGCAACCAAUCAGGUCUUUUUUUGUGUAAAAAAAGGAGAAAUUAUGGGACUGCUAGGCCCCAAUGGAGCUGGGAAAAGCACACUGAUUAAUAUGUUGGUGGGAGAAGUAGAACCAACCUCAGGCCAGGUGCUGAUGGGAGAUUAUUCUUUAGGCGAAAAUAACAAGGAUAGCUCCAUGAGAUUUAUGGGAUACUGUCCGCAGACAAAUCCACUUUGGCCUGAUAUUACAUUGCAGGAACAUUUUGAAAUUUAUGGUGCUAUCAAAGGAAUGAGUGAAAGUAACAUGAAAGAAUUCAUAAAAUGCAUUUCCCAUGCACUUGACCUCAAGGAACAUCUACAGAAAAGAGCAAAGGACCUUGGAGUAGGAAUCAAACGAAAGUUAUGCUUUGCUCUUAGUAUGCUUGGUAACCCUAACGUUACUCUAUUAGAUGAGCCAUCUACUGGUAUGGACCCUGUAGGGAUACAGCAGAUGUGGAAAGCAAUUCGGGCAGCCUUAAAAAGUAAGGAGAGAGCAGCAAUUCUGACAACUCAUUAUAUGGAAGAAGCAGAGGCUGUGUGUGAUCGAGUCGCAAUCUUGGUGUCUGGAAAAUUAAGGUGCAUUGGUACAGUUCAACAUCUCAAGAGUAAAUUUGGCAGAGGAUAUUUCUUAGAAAUGAAAUUAAGAGAAGUGCCGGAUUUACAGCAGAAGGAGCGUCUUCAAAGGAUGGUUUUGCGCAUCUUUCCAAACGCAAGUUGCCAGAAAAGCAUUGCCUCUGUUUUGGCUUACAAAAUUCCAAAGGAAGAUGUCCACUCGCUUGCAGUAUCUUUUUCUAAACUGGAGGAAGCAAGACAUGCUUUUAAUAUUGAAGAGUACAGCUUUUCUCAAGCAACACUGGAACAGGUAUUUAUGGAACUUGUCAAAGAGCAAGAAGAGGAAGAGAGCAAUUUUGGAACCCUAAAUGGAACAAUUAGCUGGGAAAGAUCCCAGGGGGAGAGAGUUAUUUUCUGAUUUGUUUCACAUUGCAGAAAUUCAAGAGCUUCGCUUGUCACGGUUUUUGCUAAAUAUUUGUUUGCUGUGGCCUAGAGAACAAAUAUCUUACAGAGCCUAUUCCUGAACAAUUGAGUAAACCUACUUUGCCUUAUGGAAUACCUUUAUUUUUGAAUACUCUUACUACUAUUCUAAGACUUCCUUCUUUUUUAAAAAAGUAAUAAUGAAAAUAAUGAUUUUAUCCUUUUGUUUUGUUCUGUAGUAAUGGUGGAAAGAGGGCAAUGUACUUAAUAUAUUGUUUGGGGGCAAUUUAUUUUUCAAGGAACUCAUUAGCUUUAAGAGAAGGACCAUGGCUGGGCCCCAGUGAACUCUUUCUAACCCACUAAAUUUAAGCUUCAGGUAAGACCAAUCGUCCUAUUUCAGUGGGUUAAGGAAGGGUUAACUGAGAUGGGACUUACCACGCGAUUCCCAACUGCAGUGCGAAUACUAAAGAACCUGAUGCAACACUGUGCUAGCAUCAGCUGAAGAAUACACGCCCAGUCUGUAGUGCCUAGGGAAGAUCAUGUUGCCACUUUACAAAUAUCCAGCAAUGAUGUGUUCGCAGCAUUAGCUGCUGCUGACCUAAUUGAAUGAGCAUGAACCUUUGUUUGCUAGGGUCAUUGUUGAAGUGCUUGUUAACACUCUAUUGCACUACAGUACUUUAAAAAAAGCAAUUGCACUUCCAGAAAUCCCCUCAUCUCAGCCUAAAACAAAGGGAGUACAAUAUGGGUUAUGAAAUAAACCCUGCCCAAUGGACUAAACAACUGUGGUCUAAACCUCCCUUUAAAUCUAUAUCAGCCAAAAGAAGGCAACUCACAUUGAAACUUAAUCUCUAGAUGGUACCUAACAAUGCAUAAGGUGGUGCUGUCACACCCAGGAACCCCACCAAAAUGCUGGAGCGGUUGUACCCUUUUGGACAUCAGUCCUACAAGAAAUAGGCAAAAUAACAAAACAGGUACUAGAAGCCACCCGAGAACUGGCCCUACUGAAUAUUUUCCAAGACAGUAGGCACAUUCACACUCCAAAGAACUCAUAACCCACCUAUGCUCAGCAGCCAGGAUCAUCAUAACUAGACACUGGAGGUGACCUUCAGGAGUGAACAUAAGCCACUGGGACCAAACUGUCUGGGAAAACCUAAGCAACAAAUUGAAACUAGCAUGGGGACAAACAAAAGAGGAUGCCUCCACCCCAUUGUGGCUCCCCUUUAUUACAUACAAAGCCCAACAAGACAAGAACCCACCGACUGCAUAUGAAUUGAUAUGACUAACUUGACCUAACAACCCCUGCCCCUCACCCAUGCAAACAAAACUCACUGCAGUCAACUGAAGGCAAUCAAGCAGGCCUUGCCUCCCAAUCUCCCUCACCGCCAGUGAAGACGAAUGAAUAGAAAGAGAACCUACCCAUGUGACUCUGACACAAAACCUUGCACAUAACACUAUGUAAAAUAAGGAACAUUUAAUACUUCUCCCCCCCCCUCUUCUCCCCCAACCUUUUAUUGACUAAAACAUUAGCGUCUCAUGUCAAAUAUGACUGAUCUGUAGAAAGGACUCUGAACUGAAAACAGAUGCUGUUUGUACUCAUGUAACCCAAUAAAAAUUAAUUUUAAAAAAGCAAUUGCACUUCAGAAUUAGUGACAAGGCAUUUAUGGCAUUCUUCUAGCUCCCCCUUUUGGGUUACAUGUUCUGAACAACAGUCACAUUAUCCAGAAUAGAUCUGGUCAGAUGGGUAUAGUCAGCAUUUCAUGAGCUCGAAAUAAGUAUUUUGCUUGCAGCCAAUCACUUUAAGCCACUAUGAAUUACAUUCAAUAAUGUCAAAAUACAUUUCAAUAUAUGUGUAAUGUGGUAUAAGACUACCAAUGCUCCAUUUUGUUUUGGAUGGUUUAAACCGUUACCAUUGCAAGUUGCAAAGAACCCUGUAUACUGCAUGCAUGCAUACGUCCAUUUGUUUAAAUGGGUUUCUCUCACUUUUCCAAUGCAAAUUGUAAAGGCAACAUGACUAAAUCACUUUAUACAGCAUAUUAAAGCAUUGCAUUAUCUUUUGCCAUUUUUAAUGUCAACACACAAGAUGUACUACAUGUUUGACAGACUUAACUUUUUGUGUUCCUUUUCAAGCUCUUUACAAUUUGUAGCAGCACACCCCAGUUCUAAUGUUUUGAUAACCAUGGCAAGCAAUGAAUCUGUUCCAUUGGCCGCUGGAAUAACAAAAUAGAGGAAUAAACAUUUAUAUGAUACAA